Cucurbita maxima (winter squash) is the source of this 1223-nucleotide messenger RNA. Its product is annotated as NAC transcription factor 29-like. The record is from RefSeq and is a predicted model, not a curated record. Gene Ontology annotation, molecular function: DNA binding. The coding region runs from base 78 to 896 and encodes 272 amino acids. Lineage: Eukaryota; Viridiplantae; Streptophyta; Magnoliopsida; Cucurbitales; Cucurbitaceae. The transcript is spliced from 4 exons. Gene Ontology annotation, biological process: regulation of DNA-templated transcription.
UCUUCUUCUUUUUUUUCCUCUUCUUCCUCUUCGUUUACUGUUUCAUUGGCUGUUUGAAUCCCAAAAUCACUCCAGAAAUGAAGGAGAAAGGUUGCAGCGACCUCCCCCCUGGCUUCAGAUUUCACCCAACUGACGAGGAAUUGAUCAUGUUUUACCUCAGAAACCAAGCCACUUCCAAGCCAUGUCCUGUCUCCAUAAUCCCCGAAGUUGAUAUCUACAAGUUCGAUCCUUGGGAUUUGCCUGAGAAGGCUGAUUCAGGUGAAAAUGAGUGGUACUUCUUCAGCCCAAGAGACCGAAAGUACCCGAACGGGGUUCGCCCGAAUCGUGCGGCGGUGUCCGGGUACUGGAAGGCGACCGGGACGGACAAGGCGAUAUACAGUGCAUCGAAGUAUGUCGGAGUGAAGAAAGCUUUGGUUUUUUACAAAGGGAAGCCGCCAAAAGGUGUGAAGACUGAUUGGAUCAUGCAUGAGUAUCGUUUGAUUGAAUCAAACAAGCGAUCAGUCAAACAAUCAGGGUCCAUGAGACUGGAUGAUUGGGUUCUAUGUAGAAUCUACAAGAAGAGGCAUUCAAACAAGGGGUUAUUAGAGGAAAAAACAGAGGAAUUAGCAGCACAAAACGAGGUAGGAGAAGGCAAUGGACAACAAAUGAUGAAAUUUCCAAGGACUUUUUCCAUAACCCAUCUCUUGGAUUUGGAUUAUUUGGGCCCCAUUUCUCAGCUGUUCAAUGAUAAUUCAAGUGCUAACCCAACUCUUGGGUUUCAAAGCACUGCAGCCCAUACAAACGUCGGCAAAGUAGAGCAAGGGGCAACGCCAUUCGACUACUCCUCUGCUACAGCAGAUUUUAACCAAGCCUUCUUCCUCAAUCCUGCUUACGAUUGGAAUGCCUUGAGCCGCUGAAAGAAGAACAAACAACAAACAACAAAACAAAACAAAAAAAAAAAAACAAACAAAAAAGCUCCCAAAAUCAAACCCACCAAAGCAAUAGAUCCAAUUAGUUCAGGAAAAAAAUUGUGAAUACUGUUUGUUUAAAAGCCACAGCUUCCAUAUAGAUUGAAUGUCAAGAUAUUCCGAGUAAUUUGUUGUUUAAAUCUUUUUUUUAGUUCAAUCAGCUAGGUUCGUGAUUCGAACCUUCGACCUCUAUAGAAUGGGUUUUAGAAGAUUCGGAAGCUGUAUACAAUCAAAUUAGGGUAUGGCUGCUAUCAAGAAUAUGUGGUUUUGUUUUUA